AUGAGAUGUUAGAUCCCAAACUGGCAGGGACAUCUUGCCCAGCCCCUCCUUGGAAAGUGGAGGUGCCUUCCUGCUCUUCUGGCCAGUCUCAUAUGGGAGGGGACAGAGGGCUCCACUUUUGGGGGCCCUGGACACUGCUGCCAGAAGGCACUUCCCGGCUGUGGGACCCUGCUGCCUCAGGGUCCUCACCUCCCCGAGGGCCCUCCGUAGUGCACCUGGGCUGUGGGAGGGCCUGCUGCCGCUGGAACCGCGGUGAAUGUCGGAUGUGUGCCCAAAAAGGUCAUGUGGAACACGGCGGUCCACUCAGAAUUCAUUCAUGAUCAAGAGGAUUAUGGAUUCCAGAGCUGUGAUGCCAAGUUCAAUUGGCGGGUGAUCAAGGAGAAGCGGGAUGCCUAUGUCAGUCGCCUGAACACCUUCUAUCAAAAUAACCUCACCAAGUCUGAAAUAGAAAUCAUUCGAGGCCACGCAGCCUUCACAAGUGACCCUGAGCCCACUGUGGAGGUGAAUGGGAAGAAGUACCGUGCUCCGCACAUCCUGAUUGCCACUGGGGGAGUCCCAGCCCUGCCCACUGAAGACCAGAUCCCUGGUGCCAGCUUGGGAAUGACCAGCGAUGGCUUCUUCCAACUGGAAGAUUUGCCAAGGCGCAGUGUGAUCGUGGGCGCUGGCUACAUUGCCGUGGAGAUCGCCGGCAUUCUGUCAGCCCUGGGCUCCCACACAUCUCUCAUGAUUCGACAGGACAAGGUACUUCGAUCUUUUGACACAUUAAUUAGUUCCAACUGCACCGAAGAGCUGGAGCACGCCGGCAUUGAGGUCCUGAGGUACUCCCAGGUCAAGGAGGUGAAGAAGACCUCCUCAGGCUUGGAACUGACCGUGGUGACGGCCAGGCCCGGCGGGAAACCUACCUUCUGCACGGUCUCCGACGUGGACUGCCUGCUGUGGGCCAUCGGGCGCACCCCAAACAUCCAGGGCCUGAACCUGAACAAGCUGGGCAUUCAGACCGACGACAAGGGGCACAUUGUGGUCGACGAGUUCCAGAACACCAACAGGAAGGGCAUCUACGCCGUUGGGGAUGUGUGUGGAAAAGCCCUUCUGACUCCAGUCGCAAUCGCUGCUGGAAGGAAACUUGCCCACAGACUUUUUGAAUGCAAAUUGGACUCCAAACUAGACUAUGAAAACAUCCCAACUGUCGUCUUCAGCCACCCACCAAUUGGCACAGUGGGACUCACAGAAGAUGAAGCCAUUUCUAAAUAUGGAAAAGAAAAUGUGAAGAUCUACCUGACUUCCUUUACCCCUAUGUACCACGCGGUGACAAGAAGGAAAACCAAGUGUGUGAUGAAGCUUGUAUGUGCCCAAAAGGAAGAGAAGGUGGUGGGUAUCCACAUGCAAGGGAUUGGGUGUGAUGAGAUGCUUCAAGGCUUUGCAGUGGCUGUGAAGAUGGGGGCCACAAAGGCCGACUUUGACAACACUGUGGCCAUCCACCCAACCUCUUCUGAAGAGCUGGUCACACUCCGCUGAAAGAGGAAGACUCUUGGGGACCACUGCCAGAGGCCAGACACCACUUUUCUUGUACCUAUUUUGUAGACUGUUAAUUUUAGUCAAGUUCUGUUAUGGUCAAAACACUUUUCAGUAAAUAGUAGAUGUGAUUUCUGUAA
Gracilinanus agilis (Agile Gracile Mouse Opossum) is the source of this 1652-nucleotide messenger RNA. RefSeq names its product glutathione-disulfide reductase (gene GSR). Gene Ontology annotation, cellular component: cytosol; mitochondrion. NCBI's taxonomy places the organism in Eukaryota, Metazoa, Chordata, Mammalia, Didelphimorphia, Didelphidae. The record is from RefSeq and is a predicted model, not a curated record. Gene Ontology annotation, biological process: cellular response to oxidative stress; glutathione metabolic process; cell redox homeostasis. Gene Ontology annotation, molecular function: NADP binding; glutathione-disulfide reductase (NADPH) activity; flavin adenine dinucleotide binding.